AUGACCGGCAACUCCGAGUUCUACACGGAGUGGACCGAGUCCUUCGACACCUUCGACGAGAUGGGGCUGCACGAGAACCUGCUGCGCGGCAUCUUCGCGUACGGGUUCGAGAAGCCCUCCGCCAUCCAGCAGAAGGGCAUCGUGCCCUUCGGCAAGGGCCUGGACGUGAUCCAGCAGGCCCAGUCUGGAACGGGGAAGACCGCCACCUUCUGCGCGGGCAUCCUGCAGAACCUGGACUACGCGCUGGUGGAGUGCCAGGCCCUGGUGCUGGCCCCCACGCGCGAGCUGGCACAGCAGAUCGAGAAGGUCAUGCGCGCGCUGGGCGACUACCUCGGGGUCAAGUGCCAUGCCUGCGUUGGCGGGACCUCGGUGCGCGAAGACACCCGCAUCCUGCAGGGCGGCGUGCACGUCAUCGUGGGCACCCCCGGCCGCGUGUACGACAUGCUGCGGCGCCGCGCGCUGCGCGCCGACGCCAUCCGCAUGUUCGUGCUGGACGAGGCGGACGAGAUGCUGUCCCGCGGCUUCAAGGACCAGAUCUACGACAUCUUCCAGCUCCUGCCGCCCAAGAUCCAGGUGGGCGUGUUCUCCGCCACCCUGCCCCCCGAGGCACUGGAGCUGACGCGCAAGUUCAUGAACAAGCCGGUGCGCAUCCUGGUCAAGCGCGACGAGCUGACGCUGGAGGGCAUCAAGCAGUUCUACGUGGACGUGGGGAUGGAGGACUACAAGCUGGACACGCUGUGCGACCUGUACGAGACCCUGGCCAUCACCCAGUCGGUCAUCUUCGCCAACACGCGCCGCAAGGUGGACUGGCUGACCGACAAGAUGAGGGAGCGUGACCACACCGUCUCCGCCACCCACGGAGACAUGGAUCAGAACACGCGCGAUGUCAUCAUGCGCGAGUUCCGCUCCGGCUCCUCCCGCGUGCUCAUCACCACCGACCUGCUGGCCCGCGGCAUCGACGUGCAGCAGAUCUCCCUGGUCAUCAACUUCGAUCUGCCCAACAACCCCGAGAACUACCUGCACAGGAUCGGGCGCAGCGGGCGCUUCGGGCGCAAGGGCGUGGCCAUCAACUUCGUGUCUAAGGACGACGAGCGCCUGCUGCAGGACAUCCAGAAGUUCUACAACACCGUGAUUGAGGAGCUGCCCAGCAACAUCAAUGACCUGAUCUGA
Molecule: messenger RNA, 1170 nt
Organism: Auxenochlorella protothecoides
Lineage: Eukaryota; Viridiplantae; Chlorophyta; Trebouxiophyceae; Chlorellales; Chlorellaceae
Product: Eukaryotic initiation factor 4A-10
Exons: 1
Coding region: 1-1170 (389 amino acids)
Molecular function (GO): RNA binding; ATP binding; RNA helicase activity
Source: RefSeq, a predicted model, not a curated record